Molecule: messenger RNA, 336 nt
Organism: Striga asiatica
Lineage: Eukaryota; Viridiplantae; Streptophyta; Magnoliopsida; Lamiales; Orobanchaceae
Source: the annotation of a GenBank genome assembly
AUGGCGGCGAAAGUUCAGAAGACAGUAAUGGCCGGUGACUCUCCUCUCUUCCCCUUACUCCUUGUCGGAAAGAAGAGGUCCAAUUUGGAAACUUUGAAAAAUCUUCAGAGUUCGACAAUCCCAGGUUCGCAUUCGGAACUAAUCCAAAAUCCAGAGGGAGCCUACAACAAGCUCCUACAACUCACUCAAAAUCCUCAUCAAACUAGAAACGAACCCGAAAUCAAAUCAAAGUCCGAUGCAAUGUCGUUUUCAUUUUCGCGGUCCCUCCCAACCUCAUCAAGCACCACCCAAACAGUAGCUCCACCGAAACCCAAGCACAAAAUCUGUGCCGAUUAG